Molecule: messenger RNA, 8363 nt
Organism: Anarrhichthys ocellatus (wolf-eel)
Lineage: Eukaryota; Metazoa; Chordata; Actinopteri; Perciformes; Anarhichadidae
Gene: gal3st4
Product: galactose-3-O-sulfotransferase 4
Exons: 4
Coding region: 458-1996 (512 amino acids)
Biological process (GO): glycolipid biosynthetic process
Cellular component (GO): membrane
Molecular function (GO): galactosylceramide sulfotransferase activity
Source: RefSeq, a predicted model, not a curated record
CUUGUACUACUUUAUAAGGUAGUUUGUGGCUCAUUGUAGGACGCUCUUUCACUAAGACACGCAUUGAAGAGUUUUAGGAUAAUUAAUAGACAAAUAUUGUCUUUGUGCAUUUUGCUGGAGGUCUUUAGUGGAUUGUCCAAAAAAUUGUAUUUUAUUCUGAAAAGUGCCCGGAACCACACUCAUCUUUCUGCGCACGGCUGACCACAGUGUGUGAGUGUGUGUCGGCCGUCAGCAGGAUAAAGCGUUGGAGCUGUCGGUGCACACACACACACACAGACCAGAGCAGCUAUCAGCAUCCUAGAGACUGACCCGGGAUCCGUGCGGGGGCUGCUCCGAGGGGUCCAUGGCCUGAUCUGUACGCGGCGGCCGAGCAGCUGCAGCCGAAAGCCUCUCGAGAUGCACCGAGCUCUCUUCUGCAGCCGCACAAUAACACCGACGCCGGCCCGGGGACACAGCUAUGCUUUUCAGACGGAGAGCCAGGAUGUUGCGGUGGCUGGUUUGUGGUCGGGUGGGUCCAGUCUGGAUGUGGAAAGCGCUGCUGCUCUUCGUUGCCAUUGGCUUCGCUGGCCAGCUGUUGGGGGUCAUCUUCAACAAGAGCAGUGUCCAGACAGCUGGUCGCUCCAUCUUCACGUCCCCUGAUGCCCAGGGGCCCUCUCUGGGCUCCUGUCAGCAGCACACACACAUCAUGUUCCUCAAGACCCACAAGACGGCCAGCAGCACCGUGCUCAACAUGCUGUACCGCUUCGGGGAGGAGCGCGACCUCCGCUUCGCCCUGCCACUGGGCUACCAGCUUGGCUACCCACUCCCCUUCAAUGCCCACAGGGUCAAAGGUUACCGAGGUCCCAGAGCCGUGGAGUUUCACAUCAUGGGCAAUCACAUGAGAUUUAACAAGCCUGAGGCGGAGAAGGUGAUGCCUGCAGACACGUUCUAUUUCUCCAUCAUCAGGAACCCGGUCGCUCUGGCUGAGUCCUCCUUUGCCUAUUAUAAAGAGGUAGCACCUGCCUUUCGGAAGGCCAAAACCUUGGGCGACUUUGCUGACUACCCUAACAAAUACUACGACCCUCGUCUCCGCAACAACCACUAUGCCCGCAACCUGUUGCUGUUUGACUUUGGCAUGGACCACAAUGCCAAUUUCUCUUUGGCACUGGCUCAGCAUGCUGAGCAAAUGAUCCGCCAGACCUUCAAGCUGAUUCUAGUGUCUGAGUACUUUGACCAGUCCAUGAUCCUGCUGAGACACGCCCUCUGCUGGCCGCUGGAUGCCGUCGUCUCAUUCAGCCUCAAUGCCCGGCAGCAGAAGCCCAGCGGCAUCGGGGGGAUGAGCGGGAGCUGGGUGGGCAAAGUGGCGACGGCGACCGGCGUCGGUGGAAAAGGCGGGCGCUUACAAGCCAAAACAGUGACCAAUAUAACGGAGGAGCAGCGGGAGAAGCUGCGGCAGUGGAACGCCCUAGACUGGCACUUAUACAAAUCCUUCAACCGGACCUUCUGGGAAGAAAUCAACCAGUUCGGUCACGCCCAGAUGGAGGAGGAAGUAGCUCUUCUCAAGAUGCGGCGGGAAGAUCUGGCCCGGGUUUGUCUCAGGGACGGCGGGAAGCCUGUGGAGGCUCAUCGGAUCCGAGACAAAAACAUCCGCCCGUACCAGAGUGGGUUGGUGAAGAUUCUCGGCUACGAGCUCCAGCCGGGUCUGGACAACGCCACCAGGGUGGCCUGCCUGAGGAUGAUCCGGCCCGAGAUCCAGUACAAAGACGUGCUGGAUGCGAAGCAGUUCCCGCGGGCUCUGGCCGCCCAAGUCCAGCCUGUGCAACAGAACCAGGGUCUGAUAGUCGCAGCUGGCGGCUCUUUUUUAAGACAUGACUCGUCCAGGACAGGAGAGAGGGUGGUGGGGGGGGAGGCUGGGGUGAGGACUGUGGAGGAGGGGGAGAGAGACUGGGACGGAAGCCGAUUAAUGAGGAGGAACCGGACUUUGAUAGGGGGGAACGAUAAAGGACGAUUGAGAUGAGGUUUGAGGUGAAUCUGGUUCCUGAAUACGGUACCUUUGGUCUCUAAACAGACGGACUAAUGAAACUGAAAACUGAGCCAGGUGCGGUUUACACAUGAGAAAACAAAAAAAGCUCCUCCUUUGCACUUCCACUUCUUGAGUUGUUUGCUUGUUUUCUUAAAAAAUGGUCAUUGCUUUCAGUUGGUGUAAUUGUCGUGGACUACUUGACCCUUGGGAUGAAAGGACCACUUUUAUAUAAGGAAAAGCGCUUUUUAGUGCUGUCGGUACCUUCUGCUUCGUUUAUUUAUCGACACAUGGAAGCCUGUUUUAUUCCCUCUUCAUGUUAAUACUUUUGAGAGUGAAGAUUUCCACGUUGUCCUCAGCGCACAUGCUUGAAACUUCUCGAAGUAAAGGUAGAUGUAGCCCCAGUUUUUGCCUCUCAUGCAGAACCAUUACAUUGAGCGAAGCAACUGUCCCGGUAAAAUGUAAAUACCUGGCAAUCUUUAAAAAACACAGCAUUUCCACAGUCCAUUCAAAAGUUGUGACUAUAUUUAUGAAUCAAAGCAAGAAUGGCAGCUGGAGAUGUCAAUGUCAGCUCAAUGUCCAACCAUUUAAAAUAUUUAUUGCAAGUCAUGCUUGUCUAUAUUGAUUUUUCCUUUCAAUUAUUUUAUAUUUCCAUGCAAAAUAAUGUAUAUAAUGUACAACACAAGCAAGGACAUUUGUUAUUUCCCUCCACCUGAAUAAGGAAACAGUUGCAACUUGGACUAUGGAUAGAAAAACAUACUAAAUGCCGUUAAACCACCUUCUGGGUUUUUCCAAAGAUUGCAUGCUUUGCUCUGUUACUCUGGGAUAACGUGAGAGGCACACACUGGGGUCAGAUUAUGGUACAACACCAAUAUCCCAUUGCUGAUGUGGUUCGUAAAGUCACUAUAGGCUGGUACUCGCUCAUGGAAAAAAAGAAUUAGGAUAAGCGUUGUAUUUCUCUGUCGCAAACUUAGUUCAGCUUCAAAGUCGACACUGAGCCCCGUCUAGAGCACUGACCCGAACCGCUCCUUAAAUAUCUCUUAAUAAUACAAGAGGUGGAAAACAAUCCGAGGCCUGUGCGUCUGUUCAGAGUUGCCUGAUACUCGCCGGCCUGCUGAGUCUGUUUCAUAUGAACAGUUCGGGUACAUUCCUUCCUUCCACUAUCUGCUGAAGUAGCCGUCCGACACAUGCGACACAGGCGUUUUCAUGGAGACCCAUUUCAAAAAGAAAUUCAUAUCGUUGUUAGCCAAAAUAAAUGUCAAAGCUGCUGCUUGUUGAAGGUGAACUCCCUCAUUCUUUAUAACGACCUCAGCUCUACAGAAUGCCUCCCAGAUUAACUCUGAGCAGCGAGUCAGCAGGUAUUCUGGGACGUAUGGUCAGACAGGCCACAAAGACACACUACAGCUCCAACACAAAGAUAUAAUAUUCCAAGAGGACAUCAGUGUUGUUCAGGAGUCUGCCUAGCUACUAACAAUAAACAACUUAACAAUGAAAGCAAAUAAUAAGCAAUGCAUCUAGAAACAAGACCAAAAAAAUAGGCAAUACUUCCUUAAAAAGUAUGUCAAAAAUACAACUCGCAUCUUAGAAAUACAACUCUAUAUUAAGGCCAUUUUAGAUAUAAGGGAAGUAUGGAGCCGGGAGAGGGGGGGUGAUAGUCUGAGGAAACAAAACGCUGAGAUUAAGAAAAGUAAAUAAAGAAGAAACAUAUUUUGAGAUUCUCUGAGAUUAAAGUGGUAAAUUUCCUCCAAAGAACUCAAAUUUACCAGAAUAUUCUCUGAAGUAAUAAAGUCAUAAAUUUACGAGAAACAGUCCAGCGGCACGGAAUUCCUUUGCAUGGACAUAGAAAUGUACGUCUGACUGUUUUUUUCCGGAUGUUUUGCUGAACGUGGGUGCUGUAGUUCAUUCUGACACAACUGCAUUUUGGAUCUGAGAGCACGCAUCACUGCAAGGAGUGGGAGUCCAUGUUUACACUGCAGAGGGGGAUUAAGCAGAUUUUACGAGGACAUGAGGAAGUGUCGUGUGCAGCAAUAUACUAACAGGGGAAAUCUGUUCCAAAUGAAGGCCUGGUUCUGGACAACUAGAGAAAUUUCUGUUCUUUUACUGUUGAAAUGUCAUUCUUUUAUUUGACAUUUCAAAGUUGCAUGUAGUGUUUAAAAAGUGAGGGGGGAAAAGGGAAGAUUUUUUGAAAAAUGUAUGAAAGCAUUUGAGUAUGUUGUGGGGAGAAGUGGCGGCGGUUAGAACUGGCACGUCUCAGUUCAACUCAAGCCGGCGGCAAUUGUCUUUUUCCUACUAUGGCCAUGGCAUGACCCGCCCUACUCAGCCUCUGAUUGGCUGACCAUGAUAUUCUUACCCCAACUCUAACCAAUCUCACCGCUCAUGCUGCUUAAACCUAAACAACCCAAACCAACUAAGGCCAUCAGCACUAGCCCGUAAUCGUAAUUCGGCCGGCCGACGGUGCAGCUGCGACACAGCUCGUCAAGUCUUCAGUGGCAGCUCAUCUGUUUCAACAGCCAAUCAGUUCGUAGCAAAGUCAGCUGGUCAAGUCAGUUACAAACUGUUAGCUGGCUGAAAUGGAAAUAAAGGUUUUGGACGGAGGAAAGAAGGGAUCACCUUGUCAGUUUGAGGAGCAGGCGUGUCCGUUCCAUCCGUCUUCGUCCACCAUAUCCUUUCUCUUUGCCAACCGUGGGACUCCUGCCGUCAACACCUUUCACAGGCUUAUUUAUAACUGAUAACUUUAUCUAAGCCAGGUGUCUAGAUGUCCUACUUUUCCUCUGAAAGCUAAUUGAACAAAAGGCCUUUGAGAGCUACUCAUAGACCAAGUUGUACAUCGCCAAUAGCAGACAUGUCUUACUUUUAUGGUCCUUUGAUAACUUUUCAGUCACGGACUCUAUUACAACCCGGCUGUAGACAAAGGGGUUUCUGUGUUUCGUUAGGAUGUGCGCCACUAAACAAAGCCUCUGUUGCCCAUUCCUCAUGAAAAUAGUUUAUUUUUUGCCUUUUAUUGGCCUGGCUAUUUUCUGAGGUCAUUGCCAUAUCUGGUGUGCGCUUGCUGGUCUGCUGACAAUGCCAAAUGUUACGGCGACGCUGGUGUAACCAAACUUGAAAAGCUUGUGAACCCAACGGUACAGCCAGAAUUUCGUGGCCUGGGCUCCUUUGGCGCACUUGUUUUUCAUGUGGGCACAUGGGUGGGAUCAGAAUGUAAAACAGGCUGGUUUCACAACGUCAAAAGUGGUUGCAAGUUCCAGCCCGGCAUCUUCGGUCUGAACCGGGCCUGAAAAACCUUCAAGGAGGCCCUGAAGAGAUUCCACGGUUCCUUAAAGCAAAGUGGAUUACACGUUAGCAUAUACGAUCAAGUAAAGCUGCUGUUUCCGUGCGAGCGCUUUCUGAAGGUAAUCAAUACCAAACACAAAUGAAAACAUCUUCAGUGUGUGGUGGCAGCCGUUCUCCGGUACCCUGCAGUCGUUAAACUGGCUGUCAGGCGGUGCAGGAAACCCAAAGCGAGCACCUCUCUAGCUGCUGUGGGACUGGAUGGCAGACUGUGGUCUGUGUAGGAGCAGUCAGAGCACUUCAAAGCGGUCUGCUGCGGUUUUACACUUUCUGCUGUCAACACAGUCUUUCCUGUGACAAUGACAGUCGUACCAUUUCAAAAUUAUAUUAAUAUUCUGCAAGUACAGAGGUCCAGCCAGGAGGCCUGUGGCUGUGUGCCAGAUCACAAUAUUCAGUAUUGUUUCUUCAUAUUUUGCCACUCUUUAUAGUGAGUUAUUGCGUUGGAAGAGACGUAACAGUUUAGGGGAGCUGCAGCAGAUAAAGUGAUUCAAUUAGAGUGCUGAUAUUUGAAGAUAAUAGUCACGCUCUGACCAAUCAGAAGUGAGCAUUCUCCGGGCCGUCAUACAUAGAUUUUGUUCAGGUACAGUCAGCUUGCAGUUUGUUGGCGCUCCAGUUGGACAUUUGAGUGAUUGAUGCUAAUCGUCCCAAACAGAGAGUGUUCCACAGAACGGCAGAGCGUGUGAAUGGUGUCACCUUACAGCAGAGGGGGGAAUUGGGUGCACUGCAUUGUGUUGUCAUGGCUGCCUCCUCAGUUUCCUCCCGUGAAUAGGAGGUUUGUUGCUCAGCUUCCUUUGGACACUGAGGAAAUAAAGAGCUCGCUAGGAUUUCAAAUGAUAAGGGACGUACCUGUGUUUUGUCUGUGUUCUCUCCGUCCAGGCUAACAUUGGUUUUCAUUUAUUCCACUACAAUCGGAAGCUCAACUUGCAGACAGUUUGCUUCAGUUAUGUAAUCCAUCAUUACAGUGGCCUUUCUAUGGAAUAUGGAGCCUCACACUGUGCAUCAUAGUGCUGCACGGCUGCCUCCUGCAACACCGUUUCUAUCGCUAAUAAGAUGUGAUGUGGGACAAAUGACUCGGACCCAGUGAGGUCUCUUCUAUUAAAGUCAAUACAAACUGCAGCAAAUCAAAGAUGUCGCUGGUGUUUCUUCCUCUCUCAAGUACUAAAGUGCUGAUCAGCAGUGUUCAGUGCUGGCACUGGUGAGAGGAAGCUGUAUUACACCAUUACUAUUGAAUUUAAUGGAGGGAACCUCGCAUUUGUAAUAUUUUUCCCCAACUCAUAAGUUGAUGUGAAUAUUAGCUACCGUCUGAUGAGUUUGUAGUUGAAACAUUCUUCCCAUUUUCACGUUUUAUUUUUAAGAGUUGCUUAUUGACGCCUAUACUGAAAUUAAUUUAAGAGUUAAAAAACAAUUACUUAAAGGGACAGUUCACCCCAAAAAUUCACCUGUAGUGCUAUUUAUCAGUCUAGAUAGUUUUGGUGUGAAAUGCAAAGUGUUGGAGAUAUUGGCCGUGGGGAUGUCUGCCGUCUUUCCAAUAUAACGGAACUAGAUGGCACUCAACCAAAAGAGAGAAAAAAAUUAAUUUGAAAAAGUCAACGCAAACAUUACGACCCGGUUACUCAAGAUAACCCACAGUCUCACUUAUGAACGAUUUAUUUUCUGCCGAACUACACCCGGCCACCGCAUCUCCACGACAGAACAAAGCGAUGCAUCUACACUCGAUACUGCUAGCUUACCUAGCAUCGCUAGGCCGAGGAGGACUGUGCCUGUAAACAUAACAUGAACAUUAGAUACUUGUGACUAUUGCUCUUAACUGAGGGAGGGAUAUUUCUUUUCACCGUCUAGUAGGGGCCGCCACUGUUGAAUGAACGCCGAUGCACAGAACAGAAACACGACAUGCUUUGUUUCACACCUUAGGAUGCAGUCGUAUAACGGAGCAGGGCUUUAAAACGGCUUUAAAACCUCCUUCUGUAUUUCAUACUAAUUGCCAUUUUGUACAUACUGUAUUUAUGAGGGUUAAGAGGUGAAGUGAUGACAAGGGGAAGGUGUUUCCUGUCACGGUGUGAUGGAAUCUGUUACUGAUGUUUAUGCACACACUCCCCCAUAUGCCACUCACUAAUUAUGUUUGGCUCAUAAUUCCGUGUUAUCAUUUAUUGAUUUCACCUGAUGAUUAGCUAAUGUUUUACACAAUGUAAUUGUCCACAUUCAGAAUUUCAGCAGAGUGUAGAGAGAAAUUAAAAUUCCUCACACUAAACGUUAAUUUGAUUAUUUCAGAUGUGAUUUAUUUUUUCUCAAAACCACAUUAUCUAGUCCGUAUUGUGUGUAUCCUCUCAUGAAUAUAAUAUCGUUUAACUCUAUAUUUGAGGGAUAAUGAUCUUGAAAUGAUUUUCUCUUAAUUGUUAUUAUGAAUUGAGAUGUUCUGAGAGUACAGUGUGUUUCCUGCUCACACUGUGCACACACAUCACUGCAUACACACCCAGUUACACAAACAAUCUCUCUCCUGACAGGCUGCAGAAAGUCAAAUGAAAACUGCUUGAUGUUCAUGCCUGUCUGGUCCACAAACAGUUAAGCUCUGUUUUUAUUCUUCCAGGAGAAAUGGGAUUCUGUUUUUUUACUGACAUGGUACUGUGACUUAUUUUCUUGCUGUUAGUAUUAAAGUUGUCACAUGUGAACACGUUGUAUGUUACAUUGAGUGUCGGAGUAAAAGGUACGUCUCGUGUCAGUCUCAGACUGAGGUCUGUGGCACAGUGGGAUCCGUCUUCACUUCAUCUGAGCAGCUUCCACCUCUGUGCCGUGAUUCCCACAACACUGGGUUGGGUCAUCGCUGAGAGGAAACACUUCACUGAUCUGAUAUUCUCUCAAACUGUUACAGAUUUAACUCAACUGGACGGGGCAGCGGUUCAUUCAGAAAGCAAAGGUGUACUUCGGUUUGGAUCUUACUUGAAAAUGUUUUAUUUUUUUGGUUUUUAUUUGGGGGUGAAACUUGUGCUAGAUCACGCUCUUUUUUCUUUCUCUUGUACUGAAUAAAAGCAAAAUUUAUUUG